AAUUGAAGGUUCUCGUUUCCACGGCCAAUGGCCUGCAGAGCGCCCACGAAUGUCUUGCGUCGUCUGGCAGAGUGGAACGUCAUCCUUCAGGCAUCCAGUUAAUACCGAAUGAGGAAGGUCAGGUCAUAUACUCGCAUGUUAAGUUAAUCGUUUGGUAUCCAUGGAUGCCAUCCGCGAUUUGAGGCGUGAGAGCAGUGGACCGCUGCUGGGACAACAUCGCGAAACCGGACGACCAACUUUUUGCAAUUCGUUGCUCAGCGACAGGCACAUAGAUGGACCGACCGUCUGACAAGCAUUUCGGAGUUGUCAGAGUGAUGCUUGCUGGUUCUAAUAAAGUUCUCACGCUGAGCAGUCAGCAACGAACCUUAGCACACAAAUCCAACCUUCACGGUUCUCGACCAUCAUGAACGGGUGCGGCGACGACUCGUUUGGUCCUGGUGUGCAAUCAGCAAACUGUCGGGGCGGCUUCGACUUCACAGUGUCAUUCGAAGAGAGCAUUCUCACCAUUCUGCCCGCGGCCUGUUUUAUUAUCUUCACUCCUCUGCGAGCAAUCAGACUUUUCAAGCGAAGAAUAAAAGUCAAAUCAACAGUCAUCCAUGCCAUAAAGUUGGGUGCUAUUGCUAUCUACGCCUGUCUUCAACUCGCCUUAAUUAUCCUAUGGUCAUCCUCAAAUGUGUACUUCAAAACACGACUGUCGAUUGCUUCGACAGUCUUGAACCUCCUCGCAGCUUUGGGGUUGGGUUUACUCUCCCAUCUUGAGCAUGUGAAAGCCAUCAGACCCUCUUUCGUCAUUGCAGCAUACUUAUUCGUAUCACUUAUCUUUGAUAUCGCUCGGGUUAGGACACAAUGGCUACUUCCAGCGAACGACCCCAUAGCUGCUGUUCUCACGGCGGCUGUUGCCGUCAAAUCUUUGAUGCUUUUACUUGAGACUCUAGGCAAGAGGCGCAUUCUACUUGCUGCAUACCGAGGGCUGUCACCUGAGGUUACAGGUGGGCUUUUCAGUCGUGGAUUCUUCUGGUGGUUGAAUUCACUACUCGCGAAGGGCUUUAACAAUGUCUUAUCUGCUGACGAUAUCUUUCCGAUCAACGAAAGCCUCUCUUCGCGCAAAUUAUCUGACGAUUUGCAGGCGAGGUGGGACACAUGCGACCAAACGAACAGGAACUCGCUCAUGAGGCAAGCACUCAUUGGCUUCCGCUGGAAUAUUUUGUCUAUUGUUUUCCCCAGGCUAUGUGUCGUUGGUUUCAGCGUUGCGCAACCAUUUUUGGUCAACGGAGCCAUCAAAUUUGUUCAAUCAGUGGAUGGCAGUGAGAAUGUAAAUAUCGGUUACGGACUCAUCGGAGCUUACACAUUUGUGUACAUCGGAAAUGCGACCGCCACUGGAUGGUAUCAGCAUCUUUCGUUCAGAUUGAUGGCGAUGGUGCGAGGUGGAUUGAUCGGCAUGAUAUAUCGAAAGAUUACUACCUUGAAAUCUGCAAACAUAAACGACUCUGCAGCGAUGACUCUGAUGGGCACGGAUGUUGAGCAAAUCGCUGAAAACUUGCAUCUCAUCAUUACCGAUCUCUGGGCUAACCUACUCCAAAUUGGCAUUGCAAUCUACCUUCUUGAACGUCAGGUAGGAGCGGUGUGCAUCGCUCCUGUAAUUCUGGCUAUAGUUUCGACUCUGGUUACCUCGAAAUUCUCAAGCUACGUAACGAUGCGGCAGAAAGUCUGGCUGGAGGCUAUCCAGCAGAGAGUCAACUUCACCUCGGAGACCCUCGGCUCGAUGAAAAGCAUAAAGAUGCUUGGUCUGACUGAAAAGCUUGGAUCUAGCAUGCAAGCAAUGCGAGAAAGAGAGCUGAGAUUAUCGAAGAGGUUCAGACGUCUAUCUAGUGGACUAACGUUGAUAUAUAACUUCCCGCACGUUUUUACCCAAUUCUUCACUCUCGCUGCAUACGCCAUUGUGGCCAAAGUUCAGGGAAGCCCUGCGCUCACUGUUGAAAUGGCUGUCACAACUCUGUCGAUCCUUACGAUACUGGACAAUCCCCUCUCAAUGUUCUUGCUUGCACUGCCGAAAGUCUACGUCUCAUCGGGGUGUUUCCAACGGAUCCAAGAGUUCCUUCUCGAAGAACCCAGAAUAGAUCAGCGGGCACUUGGCUCAGACGACAGCUCCGAUGACCUUGUUUUCCCUUUGAAUCGAACCUCAUCCGGUGGCGACAUCGAGUUGAUGCCACCGUCAGCUCCCAAAACGCUUGCGCAUUCCAGGAUCUUGUCUCCGAAUGACCAAGUUGUCAUCAAAGCAGGCGAUUUUGGUUGGACAAGUACAACUUCGGCAACUAUCAACAAUGCUACCUUGCAGCUACCUUCAAAGGCCCGACUCACGAUGAUAGUAGGCUCUAUCGGAUGUGGGAAGUCAACACUGCUGAAAGGCAUACUUGGCGAGACGUCCACUGCUCGUGGAUUGGUGUAUGCUCGAUCUGAAGAGAUAGCUUUCAGUGAACAGACGCCUUGGCUUAUCAACGGAACGAUUCGAGAAAAUGUCAUCGCAGAAUCGAGCUACGAGCAGGGUUGGUAUGAAACUGUCAUUAAAGCUUGUAACCUGGAUACUGAUAUUCAGCAUAUGCCCUCUGGCGAUGCAACCCUUGUGGGUAGCAAAGGGAUCACUUUAAGUGGGGGACAGAAGCAACGUAUGUCCAUUGCCAGGGCUGUUUACUCUCGAAAGAAACUUGCCAUCUUUGAUGAUGUCUUCAGUGGACUUGAUACAGUAACGGAACAACACGUCUUUGCUGGUGUGUUUGGCAAAGAUGGACUACUUGCUCAAUCAGGAACAACUAUAAUCCUUGCUACUCAUGGAGUUCAUCGACUAUCUGAGGCAGAUCACAUCGUGGUCCUCGGAACGAACGGCCACAUCCUCGAACAAGGUCGCUACAACGAUCUUGCUAUCUCUCAAGCUUAUGUCCAAAGUCUCGCCAAAAGUCAAGAAAGCAAGAAAGCCGACGGAAUUGCAGAACCACGUACUCAGACAAAAGAUCAACCGGCGAUUCCAGUGCCCCAAGUAGUUACAACAGAUUUAAGUCGACAGACUGGAGACUGGAAAAUAUAUGUCUACUAUUCCAAAUCUAUGGGCUUAUUAGGUCUUGCUGGAUUCUCAGUGCUGGUGGUUGUAGAAUGUACUCUCAUGAUGGUGCAAUAUUUGUGGGUAAGUUGGUGGGCGGCUGAUAGUCAGCGCCACCCGAAUGAGAGGCUGGGAUAUUGGAUCGGGAUGUAUGCGCUUUGGAGUUUUCUCGUCGCCCUUUUCAUGAGUUCAGCGGUGUUCUACUUGUAUGUUGAGCUAGCAGCAAAAUCGUCAAACGGUCUUCAUAGAACCAUUUUGAGGGCUGCAAUGAGAGCACCAAUGGCGUUUUAUGCGGCGACAGAGACAGGAGAGCUUGUAAACAGAUUCAGCCAAGAUAUGCGACUUGUCGACAUGACUUUACCGGGUGCCCUGAUCAAUGUUUUCUUCCAAAUUGGCUCCACCGUUGGGACCAUGUCACUUGUUGUUGCUGCUGUUGGUUAUUUCGCCGCAGUUCUUCCGCUUAUUGUUGGAGUGCUCUACCUCAUUCAAAGAUUCUACCUUCGAACUUCCCGCCAGCUUCGUCUACUCGAAAUCGAGACAAAAGCUCCCAUCUUCUCACACUUCAUGGAAACACUCAGCGGUCUCGUGACAAUCAGAGCAUUUGGCUGGACCGAAGCAUACAGGAACAAGAAUCUACGUCUACUAGACGCAUCCCAGAAGCCAUACUACUUGCUCCUUUGUAUCCAACGCUGGCUUACUUUGGUCCUGGACUUGAUUGUCGCUGGCGUAGCGAUAUUGCUUGUCAUCUUGGCUGUAUUCCUGCGGCACAAGAUCAGUCCCGGUUUGCUAGGUAUUGCUCUGGUGCAAGUCACUAGUCUCGGACAGACUCUUGCAGCGCUGAUUAUGCAAUGGACCACAUUGGAAACUUCUUUGGGUGCCGUUGCUAGAAUCAAGAGCUUUUCAGAGGAUACUCCAAGUGAGCUGUUGGAAGGAGAAGAUGGAGCGCCUGAUUCGCAAUGGCCAGCACAAGGACAUUUAAUUUUUGAGGGGGUCUCCGCCAGCUAUGGGUCCCAUACAGCUCCGGUACUGAACAAUAUCAGUAUGUCGAUCUUGCCAGGCCAAAAGAUUGGCAUAUGCGGCAGGAGCGGCAGCGGAAAAAGCUCCUUCAUCUCCUCCAUCCUCCGCAUGGUUGAACUGAGCUCCGGCAAAAUAACCCUCGACAACCACGACCUCUCCACCAUCCCCCGGCCACUCAUCCGCCAGCGACUCAUAUGCCUCACGCAAGACCCCUUCCUCUUCACCGGCUCCAUCCGUCUGAACGCCGAUCCUCUAGGUGAAGCAAGUGACACCGAGAUAGUGACUGCGAUACAGAAAGUCGGACUUUGGGACGUGAUUGCCGCGAAAGUCGAAGGAGGAAAGGAAGCGGAUGUCGCGGUGCUGGAUGCGGUUAUGGAUGAGAACUUCCUUUCAUACGGACAGAGACAAUUGUUUUGUCUCGCGAGAGCGAUACUAAGGAAGAGUUCACUGUUGAUACUUGAUGAGCCGACGAGCAGCGUCGACGUCAAGACCGAUGCACAAAUGCAAGCGAUCAUACGCUCGGAGUUCAAAACCCAUACCAUCAUUAUGAUUGCGCACCGCUUGGAUAGUCUCCUUGAUUUCGAUCGCGUUGCUGUGCUCAACAAGGGGAACUUGGUCGAGUUUGGGGGCCCGAGCGUUUUGCUAGAGAAGGAGGGAAGUGCGUUCUCGAAAUUGUAUCACGCUUCUUCUUGAUUUAUGUCACUUCUUGACUCAUCAGAAAAUAUGCCAAAUUGGGGAAAUAGUUCUUGAUUAUUGAUAAUUUUUGGUCAUCGCUUCCGGAGUGUGUCCGCGAGUUCUCUUUGUUUACAUUCGCUCGUUACCCCGAGAGAAACUUGUCGCUUCGACACGCUACAAGCUGUUAAAUUAGAUAUCAGAGCUAGAAAAGACAUUCACUCUGGGUCGAUUGCCUGAGGACCACAGGCAAUACCAAAAGACAUGGAGUCAGCUCUUUAUCCCUUUCCAAUUAACUUCUUUCUCACCGCUACCCUACCAAAGCCGACGCGGAAUCUCAAAUGCAUAUUCUUAGGCCCCUUGAUCUCGUUUCUAGCCCAAUGGUAGUCCGUGGAAAACGAAAUCCAAGGGAAAGUCUUGCUUGGGAUCGCAAGCCCUGAAUCCAGACUUCGGUGAAAGCAGCGGGCGAGGAGUCAUUAAGAGGAAUACAUCUAGCUGUUACCUUGUUGAAAAGGCACGAGAAACCAAUUCCACAAGACAUGCAUCACAAAUCAUUCAUUGCCGACCAUCUAAGCCGUUCGCAAUAGAUACUUUUACGUCUACUUCGUCUUUCCAGUAGGAAUUCCAAACAAGACCACAGCCUUCCCAGCUGCCGCCGGCUUAUCCACUCUAUAAAAUCCCUUGCGCUCAAGCUGGAUGAUAUCGUCCUCCUUCAAAUCCUUGACGUUCUCGUCACACAACUGCGGUACCAUGGUCGCGGAAUCCUUGUUGACGAAAUCCUCCCAGUUAUCCUCUUCCUCCAACUUGUCCUUGGUGAAUAGAUGGUCAAACUCCCAUACCUCAGCUGGGACAAGCUCCUGUCCAUCGGUGGAGAGCCAUGUUACUUUCUUCUCAGUCUUUUUGAAAUCACCCUCGAGAUGGAGCUCAAGCUCGAUAUCCGUAAUGGAAUUCGAUCCGUUGAUCUUUCGGACAAACGCGUUACCCCAGCCCAUAAGGGUAAUCUCCUCGCCCUCCUUAAAAAGCUUCACGUCCUCCUGGUCGAGAAUCAAGUGCUUGCUGAAAGCGACCUUCUUGGUACCAACAGCAGGAUUCUUGACGUGUUUGGGCUUAUCCUCAGUGUAUGCCUUCUCUGGUCCAUUGGUAAGGGUUGCCUUCACUGCAUCCUUCUCUGCAACAGCGGUAUGUCGUGGCGCAACAGGGUCGAUCUCCUUCUUGUUCGAAGCCCAGAAAUUCGUCCAAUCCAUUACCACAAUGUUGCGACUUGGUCCUUGCUUCAAGAUAAAGUCUCGCAGCGCUGAGAUAGUCAUUCCGUGUCUACGGACUCCUCGGAUGGUGGGCAUUCGGGGAUCAUCCCAGCCCCAAACGGCUCCGGAAUCAACCAAUUUUGUCAACUUCCGCUUCGAGAGAACAGUUCGAAUGAAGUUCAUUCUUGCAAAAUCCCACAUGUGCACUUGACGGAGCUUUAGUGUGUCGAGGAACCAUUGGUACUGCGGAUUUCGGUCGGUAUACUCAGUAGUCCUCAAAGCAUGAGUGACCCCUUCCAACGAGUCCACAAUUGGGCAAGCAAAAUCGUAGGUAGGAUACAUCUUCCAUGCCGUACCAGUUCGGUGAUGAGGUGUGUCCACAUUACAACGGUAGAUGACUGGAUCACGCAUGGCCUUGUUUGGAUUAUCCACAGACAUCUUCGCACGAAUGCAGUAUUUCCGUCCAAUAUCGGAUCCUUCCUUCAUGCUCUCAAAGAUAGCCAGGUUCUCCUCAACACUCUUAUCACGAUUCUUGCUUGCAAUGCCGUCCAUUCGCUCAGCACGCAUGGUCUCUUGAUCUGUAUCAUCCGCAUAUGCGUGACCCUCCUUGAUCAUGCGAAUGCCAUAUUGGUAGAGGUCCUCGAGGUAAUCACUAGUGUAACUUGUCUUGUCCGGUUUGAUUCCAACCAUCUUGAGGUCCUCCACGAUUGAGUCCUGAUACUCUUGCUUCUCUUUCGACGGGUUGGUAUCGUCAAAUCGAAGGAGUAAUGUGCCUUUGUAGAGCUCGUGUGCGAAGUAGUCGUUUAAAAGUGCGGCUUUAAUGUGUCCAAUAUGGAGGUAUCCACUGCCUCGAAUUAGCAAAAAGUGAGGUGGACGAGAGCAAAGGAACUCACGAUGGCUCAGGUGGGAAUCUGGUAACAACGCCCUUCUCGACAUCCUGUAAGGCCAUGUUGUAGCUGGCACCUGCGCGACUUUGAACCGCCUUCUUUGCCUUCUCGGCCUCAUCUUUUGCCUUGAUCUCCUGCUGGAUCUCUGGAUGACUUUGCUCGACAUAGUUGAACCAUCUCCCAACAUUGACCAGAGUUCCUCUCUUCAAAGCGGCAGCUGCGACUCUGUUUGUACGAAUGGCAAUCCAAAUAUCGGUAUCGACUUGGCUGAGCGUGUACCCCUCCACAUACGUUCUGAGCGUGAGAUGUUUGUCAAGGGCGGUGAGAUGAGGCUCGAUAGCUUUGAAGUCUAAAGCCGACAGGCUAGCAGCAAGCUGAGAUACCUCCUGCGGCUUCAUUAUUGCGGUGUUAUAGUGUGGGCAAAUGGUGG
Molecule: messenger RNA, 7341 nt
Organism: Cadophora gregata
Lineage: Eukaryota; Fungi; Ascomycota; Leotiomycetes; Helotiales; Ploettnerulaceae
Exons: 17
Coding region: 404-4801 (1465 amino acids)
Biological process (GO): transmembrane transport
Cellular component (GO): membrane
Molecular function (GO): ABC-type transporter activity; ATP hydrolysis activity; ATP binding
Source: RefSeq, a predicted model, not a curated record